Messenger RNA from Salvelinus sp. IW2-2015, 2420 nucleotides. RefSeq names its product WD repeat domain 46 (gene wdr46). Lineage: Eukaryota; Metazoa; Chordata; Actinopteri; Salmoniformes; Salmonidae. The record is from RefSeq and is a predicted model, not a curated record. Gene Ontology annotation, molecular function: protein binding. Gene Ontology annotation, cellular component: 90S preribosome; nucleolus; small-subunit processome. Gene Ontology annotation, biological process: maturation of SSU-rRNA from tricistronic rRNA transcript (SSU-rRNA, 5.8S rRNA, LSU-rRNA).
GGUGCGUAUGACGUAACAGUUCUUACCGGAAGUUAAAAAGUACACAACAUAGAUGGCGGCGUCCAACGAGACAAUGUUGAAAAAACCACACGUGGGGAAAAAGAGAAAGCCUCCAACGAGAUACUGGGAGGGCACAGAGAAAGACGGGAAGAAUGAUGGAAAGAAACAGAAAGAAGGGGACAACAACGAACAGACUCCGCAACAAAAUAAGACGAGGACAAAGGAAGGAGGAAAGCGAGGAGUAGCAGGAGGAAAGCAAGGAGUAGCAGGAGGAAAGCGAGGAGUAGCAGGAGGAAAGCGAGGAGUAGCAGGAGGAAAGCGAGGAAAGCGAGGAGGAGCAGGAGAAAAGGUCAUAUCAGGGAAAUUAGAUCCAUUCCCAGGCUCAGCACUUGUCCCUGAAGAGAAGUUGAAAAAAUUCAAGAGGGGAGUGAAGGGAGAACUGCCCCCUCGGCCGCAGUACAAGCUCAGAGAUGUGGUCAUUCGAUCAGAGGCUGCCUCAGACCUGGCCCAGAAGCAGAAUGCACGAUAUGACCUUAUGCUCCCAGAGGAUGCUGGGUUCCUGGAGGGAGACAAAGAUGAGGACACGUGCAACAUCUCACAGGAUGACAUCGCUGAUGCUGUGGAUAUUACCGCAGGGGCAAAGUACUUUAGCCUGACCCUGUCUCAGUUUGGGCCUUACCGACUGGAUUACAGCAAGACUGGGCGACACCUGCUGCUUGGUGGCAGGAGAGGGCACGUGACCUGCCUGGACUGGCAGUCCAAACAGUUGAUGUGUGAGAUGAACGUGAUGGAGACAGUCAACGAUGUAAAGUGGCUCCACAGUGAGGCUUUGUUUGCAGUGGCUCAGAAGAAGUGGCUGUAUAUCUAUGACAACAAGGGCAUCGAGCUCCACUGCAUCCGCAAGUUCAACGAUGUUCUCCGCAUGCAGUUUCUCCCCUACCACUUCCUGCUGGCUACAGCAAGUGCGACAGGCUUCCUGCAGUACCUGGAUGUGUCAGUGGGUAAGGAGGUGGUGGCCAUCUGCACCAAGGCUGGCCGGCUUGAUGUGAUGGCCCAUAACCCUCACAACGGCAUCAUCCACCUGGGCCACUCCAACGGCACUGUCACCCUCUGGACGCCAAACCAGAGAGAGCCAGUUGUCAAGAUGCUCUGCCACCAGGGAGGUGUGCGCUCUGUCGCCGUCGACAAGACUGGCACGUACAUGGUGACCUCUGGCAUGGACAAGAAGCUGAAGGUGUAUGACAUCAGAUCCUACCGGCCCCUGCAGUCCUACUUCCUGCCUGCGGGAGCUUCCUGCCUAUCUCUGAGUCAGAGGGGCCUGCUGUCCGCCGCCACAGGAGACAUAGUCCAGGUGUACAGAGAUGUGUGGGGCACCCCAGUGACCAAGCCCUACAUGGCCCACAGGGCAAAGGGCUCAGUGUGGGGUGUGCACUUCUGCCCCUUUGAGGACGUCCUAGGGGUGGGCCAUGGAGAGGGCUUCACUAGCAUGGUCGUACCAGGUGCUGGCGAGCCCAACUUUGACGGUCUGGAUGCCAACCCGUACCGCAGUGCCAAGCAGAGGCAGGAGUGGGAGGUCAAAGCCCUACUAGAGAAGAUCCAGCCAGAACUGAUUGGCCUGGACCCUAGCCAGCUCAGCCAGGUGGACCACUCCACCUGGGAACAGAGACAUGAGGACAGGGUCCAAGUACUGGGCUUUGACCCGCUGGCCAAGGAGAAGUUUACACCAAGGUUAAAGACCAAAGGUCGGAGUUCAAGUGGAAAAGUGGAAAAGCGCAAGAAGCAAGUGGCACAUGAGGACCAGAGGGAUGUGAUCAGGCAAACCGUGGAAGACAGGAUGAAGAUAGAUAAAGAGAGGAAGGAGAAAGAGAAGAAAGAGGCGGCAGCAGCUGGUCAGAAGUCUGCUCUGGACAGAUUCAGGAAGUAAGACAGAGGGACCAGUGUGUGUGUGUGUGUGUGUGUAGACGCCUCUGUGGGACUGAGCGUUGACCUUUCAGAUAAAGGGCACAUUCUGAGUAUGGGACAUGUUCCUCCGAAGCCCAGCCAGAAGGCUCCAACAGCCACUGCAGACACACAGAACAUGCAUACCAAACUGUAUGAGAUGACUUGGAACUGCAUCAUAAUCAGUGCCCUGAGCUCAUUCUGUGUGACAUUUAUAAACUGUCAGUGUAUUUCAUAUCAAAAUCUAAUUUUAUUGGUCACAUACACAUAUUUAGCAGAUGUUAUUGCGGGUGCAGUAAAAUGCUGUCAGUGUAUUUAUGUCAGUUGGAAAGGCUGUCAUGAAGUAUUAUCACCUCCCUUCUCUAUUGUGACAAUUAUGAUCGUUUUUUUCAGUACAGUUUAAUACUGUUACUUGACAAAUGUUUUAUAUAAAAAACACAUGUCAUUUGUGAAAUAAAAAACAUUUGUUCACAAAAAAAGUA